This is a messenger RNA of Phoenix dactylifera (date palm), 2312 nucleotides long. Its product is annotated as protein PIN-LIKES 6-like. Gene Ontology annotation, biological process: endoplasmic reticulum to cytosol auxin transport. The record is from RefSeq and is a predicted model, not a curated record. Gene Ontology annotation, cellular component: membrane. NCBI's taxonomy places the organism in Eukaryota, Viridiplantae, Streptophyta, Magnoliopsida, Arecales, Arecaceae.
CUCGGGUCUCAGAGUUCCAAGAGCAGGCUGUUGGCCGUUGGAGAGGACUCGCCGGAAGACAGCGAGCGAAUCUUCGAAAGAUCUCUCGUUCUACUUUCCCCCCCUCCCGCCUCUUCGAAGAUCAAUUUAUUUAGGGUUCCAAGAGGGGAGUAAAAAUUCGGGCACUCUCUAAAAUUUGGACGUGGAAGAGGAUUUUUCUGCGCUGGUUUGAGUUCUUGUUGUCCAGGAAUAAGCAUUAGAAUUGGUACGGUAUUGGAGGGGCGUUUUUCUUGAAUUCGAAAUUCCAAAAGCUUUCACGAUUUUGUUGGUGAGUUUGGAGUUUGUGUGGUGUAUCCGUAGAGAUUUGCGUCUCUGGGGUUUAGGGAUUCAUUAGAGGUAAAAUGGAGAAGUCCCUGUUGUCCAUCCUGAUGGAAACUCAGAGUGGCGGAGGGGAAUCCAUCCUUGCCACGACGAAGUUUGCUAUUCUGCCCAUUGCGAAGGUCUUUACGGUGUGCUUUAUGGGGUGUCUCAUGGCCUCCAAGUAUAUAAAUAUCCUUCCUGCAAAUGGCCGUAAGCUUCUUAAUGGGCUAGUGUUUACUCUCCUCCUUCCUUGUCUAAUAUUUUCUCAACUUGGAAGAGCAAUUACUCUAGAAAAUUUAUUGGAGUGGUGGUAUAUUCCUGUCAAUGUCGUUAUGGCUACAAUAUCAGGAUCCUUAAUUGGUUUUGUUGUCGCAUGUGUUGUUCGACCCCCGUAUCCAUAUUUCAAGUUCACUAUCAUACAUAUUGGAAUUGGGAACAUCGGGAAUAUACCUCUUGUGCUUAUUGCAGCUUUAUGCCGAGAUGAAUCCAAUCCAUUUGGUGACCCUAACAAAUGUAGCCAAGAUGGAAAUGCAUAUAUUUCAUUUGGGCAGUGGGUUGGUGCAGUUGUUGUGUACACUUACGUGUUUCAGAUGCUUGCUCCACCCCCUGGAGAAACAUUUGAUACCCUUGAAGAGGAGAAGCUCCCAACUAAGGCUCCUGUUAAUGCUGUACCCGAGCAAGUGCCCUUACAAACUUCAGAGGAGCCUGUGACAAUAGCAUUAGAGUCUUCAAAAGGGGGGAAAAUAGUCAGCCAGCUACGCCAUCUGGUAGAAAAAUUGAAGCUAAAACAGAUUUUUCAGGCCCCGAUAAUUGCUUCUAUCCUGGCAAUUGUUAUUGGAGCUGUACCUUUCUUAAAACAAUUGAUCCUUACAGAUGAUGCUCCAUUUUUCUUUUUCACUGACAGCUGCCUCAUUCUCGGGGAAGCCAUGAUUCCAUGUAUUUUGCUCGCUUUGGGCGGUAACCUUGUUGAUGGUCCAGGUGCAGGAACUGCCAAGCUUGGAUUUCGCACAACUGCCGCUAUUGUAUUUGGGCGGCUGGUCUUGGUUCCUCCGGCAGGUCUUGGCAUUGUCACUUUAGCUGAUAAACUAGGAUUCCUCCCAAAGGGUGACAAAAUGUUCAAAUUUGUCCUUCUACUUCAGCAUAGCAUGCCCACUUCUGUGCUGUCUGGUGCGGUUGCCAUUUUAAGAGGCUGCGGAAAGGAAUCUGCUUCUGUCUUGUUCUGGGUUCAUAUCUUUGCAGUAUUUUCCAUGGCUGGAUGGAUUGUGUUGUAUUUGGGCUUACUCUUCUGAAGGCCUCACUCGUCAUUAUGUUGGUAUUAUAUGGAAGUACAAAAUAGACUUUUGCACCUAGAUUUAAGGUCAUACAGAUCAGACUAGAAGAGCUUAAAAUAUGUGCACAUCUGCCGGACAGUAGAGACGUCAUCUAGAGUAUGAGAGUUAUGUCCAAGCAGCUAGCUUCAGGGACUGUGGCCGCUCACGGUUAUGAUCUGCGGCCAUACAAUGGCACUGGCCUGUGAGAAUGGUGCUUAGGUGCAAGUGGAGGUGAUCCACUAGUUCAUAUAAUGACCAUCUCAAUCAUCUUUUCAUCAGCAAAUAGAAGCAGAACAGAUCGAUGGGUCUGAUAUGCUGUGUGCAUGUCUCAGAACAGUAUAUAUUUUUCCUAUGUAUCUCGCCUUAUUCUGGUGCUCGAGCUGCAUGAAACAUCAUCCACAUUAUUCAUCAGUGUAACACUCUCCUGUGUAUAUCCAUUGUCGUCUGUCGCUAUGUUAAGUUAGAUCUACAGAUUGCACUAGAAUUCUUGCAGUGACAGGAGAAGCUUUUUGUAAUGUUCCAAUGCCAACCUGGUAAUUUAGUCCCAUCUUUUUGGGGUAUUGGUUUGGGGGUGGGGGUGCAAAAUUGUUGAUUUGAAGAGUUGAAGACUAUUACAUUCUGGAACCACAUUGUUCCUUAUACAUGUUCAACUCAGGGAUUCAA